This is a messenger RNA of Ixodes scapularis (black-legged tick), 1710 nucleotides long. RefSeq names its product nose resistant to fluoxetine protein 6. The transcript has 12 exons. The coding region runs from base 1 to 1710 and encodes 569 amino acids. The record is from RefSeq and is a predicted model, not a curated record. Lineage: Eukaryota; Metazoa; Arthropoda; Arachnida; Ixodida; Ixodidae. Gene Ontology annotation, molecular function: acyltransferase activity, transferring groups other than amino-acyl groups.
AUGGACCACCGCCUGGUAACCCUGCUCCUGGUGCUCGCCGUCAUCGGUGUCGGCGGAAGCGAGGACAGUGCCUCCGAGACGUCGACGACCUCGGAGUCUCCCCUUUCGGAGACCUCCACCGUGCAAGACAUUGAGCCGAUGGUGGCCGAUGCCAUGAAUCAGGUCUUCAAGAUGGGGCUACCGGUGUUCACGCAGUUCGGUUCGGACCCCGAUGUGUCCGGGGAGUGCUCCGCGGCGCUCGUCAAGACCAUGCUCGCACUGCGACGCAUGGAGCCCUGGGCGAUUCGCAUGACAGACUCCAACGGCAAACCGCCGGCGGGUCUUCUUCAGGGGACCGUCGCCGAUCUGGGCAGCUACGACGAAUGCCUCGAUGUGGUUGUGAGAGACCUGUACGGAGACGUCGACUUCACGGGCCAGUAUUGUAGCCUCUUCGUCAACCCCAGGGGAGUUCCUUUCCUCAAGAAGAUGAUCAGCAAGUUCCAGGAGAAGGGGGAGCUACUCGGUGCCUACAACCCGCUGAACUGGCUGAACCAGGACCUGUUCUUCGGGAUCCAGCUGGGCACGUGCAUUCCGUCCAAGUGCACGGGCGGCGAGCUUCGCCACAUGGCGGCCACGCUGCUGCACCGCUACGGCUUCCACACGGUCGUCCGCGGAUGCGAGGUCAAGGACAAGGGGCCCCUCACCGUCACCCAGCGAGGAAUCCUGAUGUUUAUAGGAGUGCUGUCUGUGAUUCUUGUCUUGGGAACUGCGUACGACAUCGUCCGUUACUACCUCCCCAAUGAAAAGCAAAAGAAACUUCCAGUGUUGCUGACCAAACUCCUGGUGAGCUUCUCCGUAGUGUCUAACACAAAGAUGCUGCUCACCACGAAGGCAGCAUCCGGCUCGGACAGCGUUAAACUGCGGUUCAUCCACGGAAUGCGAUUCUGGAGUUCGUCUUGGGUCAUCCUGGGUCAUACGUAUUUUCUCGUCAGCGUUACUGCCCUUGGUGAAUCCCUCAACAUCGUCAAGUACCAUCAGAAUCCAGCCUUCCUCAUGAUCGCGAACGCAUACCCGUGCAUUCAGAGCUUCUUAUUUAUUAGCGGAUUCCUGGUGACCUUCAAUGUUCUCAAGUACCUGAAGGAUUACAAGAAAACGCUGGUCAUUCCCAUCGUGUUGCUGCUUGUGCGGCGCUAUAUCAGGAUUACAGCUCCCGUGAUGUUCGUGGUGGCAAUAUGGCUGCUCUUCCCGCUCUUUGCCACGGGUCCCCUGUACUCCGAGUAUAAGGACGUGCUCUUCGGACAAUGCGAGAAGAACUGGUGGCGAGUGCUGCUCCACAUCAACAACUGGAUUCCAUUUUUCGACAUGUGUUUGGCACACCUCUGGUACGUUAGCGUAGACUGGCAGAUUUAUUCCGUGCUUUGGAUCAUACCAAUGAUAAUGCUGAGGCGAAAGAAGCUGGGAUUCGCACUGCUGUUCCUGGUCACCCUGGCAACUUCAACGCUUGUUGCAGUCCAGACUAAGAUGAAUCACUAUGGUCCCACUGCCAUCUACACCGACUCGAACAUCAACAAGACGGUGGAAGCCGGUAACGACGUGUACUUCAAGCCCUUCGCGCAUGCCGGCGCCUUCUGCGUGGGCAUCGCCACUGGUUACGCCGUUCUUGCUUUCGGAGCCAUCAAGAUUAACUGGGUAAAGUGCGAGUUUCUCCAUCCCGGGAACAAUUUGAUGUAA